This is a messenger RNA of Manihot esculenta (cassava), 1088 nucleotides long. RefSeq lists its product as uncharacterized. The coding region runs from base 254 to 775 and encodes 173 amino acids. The record is from RefSeq and is a predicted model, not a curated record. The transcript is spliced from 5 exons. Lineage: Eukaryota; Viridiplantae; Streptophyta; Magnoliopsida; Malpighiales; Euphorbiaceae.
GCGAGGAUCGACAGCUAAAGCGCGUACAAGGCGCGUGAAACCACCAUCACCGUACAAAGCCAAACCCACAUGAUUAUCACUGCUCCGCUCUGGUCAUUCGCUAAUCAUUUCACUCUUCGCUAACUACCCUCCAACCAACCAAUUUCCCUAACACCUGCAACUACAAAACCCCAAACUGCAGCUCAACUACUCAAUUCGUUUCUUUUCCGAUUCCGUUAACCGGAGCACAUCGAUGCUCUUUUCGCCGGUUUAAAUGGUGAUCUUCAACACCUCCAUUACGGCUUGGAUCCGUCACCUUAUCGCUUGCAUGGGUGGUUGUUUUGGUUGCUGUGCUAAACCCACACCAAUUAUUGCUGUGGAUGAACCAUCGAAAGGAUUAAAAAUACAAGGACGGGCAGUGAAGAGGCCUAGCAUAUCAGAUGAUUUUUGGAGUACCAGCACAUGUGAUUUGGAGUACAGUGCUAUGCAAUCCCAGAGAAGUGUUUCAUCAAUCAGUAUAUCAAAUGUGAACCUCACUGGUGGCACCAGUGGCACAGUCAGCAAUUCUGACUUCAUAAAUCAUGGUCUUAUUCUCUGGCAACAGAACAGGAAUCAGUGGAUUGGAAAUAACACUUCAACAAAUCGAAUCCAAGAGAGAUGGGAACGCAGAUUAAGCUGGAAUGCAACUUAUGAAGGUUUACUUGGAACGAGAAAUCCUUUCCCCCGGCCAAUUCCUCUCCCUGAACUUGUUGAUUUUCUGGUGGACGUAUGGGAGCAGGAGGGCUUGUAUGAUUGAAGAACUGAACUGCAAACGGCAUUUCAGUUUUUAUUCUGUAAUCAUUGUAACUUUGACUAGUAGGAGGCUUCUGUAAAUAGCCAAAAAAAGGGUCUAAGAAAAUGUUUGUAGGAAAAUGCUUAGCCUGAAUUGCAGGUAAAUCGACUAUGCAAUCUGGACCAUUAAUGAUGUGGAUAUCAUGGUGGGACCUGCAUCAAUCAUGAGUUGAGGUUGCACAGUCGCAUCAUCUGCAACUGUGCAAAGAAGACAUCAUGCUUCUUUGCAAAUUGUAUGAUUCCAUAUUAAUGAUAAUUCACUUUCUCCUCUGCUCUCA